Onthophagus taurus is the source of this 2100-nucleotide messenger RNA. The record is from RefSeq and is a predicted model, not a curated record. Lineage: Eukaryota; Metazoa; Arthropoda; Insecta; Coleoptera; Scarabaeidae.
GUAAACACUGAAAGACGCAACGUAGAAGGUAUGCCCAAGUUCUAUUUAUGCAGUGUGGUAUAUACAACCGGGAUAGAGUAGGGAUACUUCCUGCAAGCGUGCAGUUACGAGAACAUUUAUUAGCACGAGCAGUUCCUGCGGGAACAAGCUACCUGUUGAGCGACCACCCCGAUUAUCCAUCUCGCACUAUUUCCGUUAGUUAGUUUUUGUAAAUCGGCGCGGUUUAAGUGAUUCUACCUUCUUGGUGAUUCCCCAAGGAAUGGGGGGCGGCAAAACACAUGAAGUGUUGGUGACCUUGACGCGGAAUUCCGCCAACGAACCCUGGGGAUUUAGUCUUGUAGGUGGUGUCGAUGUUAAAACCCCAUUAAUUGUCACCAGAGUGUCCUUCGGGUCGAGGGCGGACGGUGUUCUUCAACGCGGGGACAUCAUCACAAAAAUUGGAAAUUACGACUCUAGGGAUAUUCGUCAUCAAGACGCCCAAACUCUGUUCAAUAACUCUGGAAAUUCAGUCAGAGUUGUCGUCCAAAGAGAGCCGAGCAAGAUUCGCAAAGGGGGCAGCGCGGGCUCGUCGCUGACGAGUCCCUUGUCUGUCUCGCCCCAUUUAUCACCGCGAGGUGGCGGCGCCGUUUCCAGCCCCGGGUAUUCACCGGGUGCACCGGCUUUAACACCCUACUAUUCAACUCCUUUUACGCCUUUAGAUGACUACCAUUUCUCCGUACAAGACAAUUUCGGAAAUUUCGGAGGUGGAAGGGGAUCUGAAGAUCCUAAUUUGCACGUUACAAAUCAGCCUUACCGUACAACUCCGUUAGUUUUGCCUGGUGCAAAAGCGAAAAGAGAUGCUGGACAUACGGAAAGUUAUCUACGUCAUCAUCCCAACCCAGCUGUGCGAAAUCCACCAUCUCACAUUGUUGAUGUUGAUCAUGUGUUGAAGUCUAAGGUGGCGAAUACGGUCCUCAACAGAAUACAAGUAGCCGAUCCUAAUAUACAGGUUGUCCAUAAACAAUUUAAUUCUCCGAUUAAUAUGUAUAGCGAUGCAAAUAUUGCGGACACUUUAGCUAAACAGGGAGUAAAGGUACGUAAACCUGUAAAAUACAAUCCAGCUGAAAGUGAGACAUACAGAGCUGUUCAAGAAGAACAAUUAGGUGAUAACGUUCAAGAAGUUUUAAUACCACCACAACCAAAAGUUUUUACACCUCAUAAACCAGCACAAGUAAAGAUUGCUGAUCCACAAUAUCAACUUCCGAAAAAGAUGCCUGAAAAUCCGGAAACGAUCCAUCAAAGUAACUCAUUCAAGAGGUUGAUGUGGAGCGUUAUGGCCGAGAGCAGCUAUUGAAAAUAAUUAAAUUGAAGAACAACCGAAACUUUUAAUUUAUUUUUUGUUCAAUCUCAAAAAAAAAAUAAUAAAAUAAAUAAAAUAAAAAUUCCGAAACAACUAAAACGACGGGUAUUUUAAAAAUACCCGAUUGCUAGAUGCAGUUAUCUGUCAAGUUUUAACUUUUAAUCCCAAAAAGAUCGGGAUAAGAUUUUUUUUAACAACAUACACGUAGAGCCCUUUUAACGACAUAAAAUCAAGUACAAAAGUGUAAAUUUGGUAGGUAUAAUGUGUCUUGUCCUUAAUAUUAAAAUAUUUUAAAGAUCUGGUAAACAAAAAAGAAAAAAAAAAGAAAUAAUUUUGUUUCGCUUAGCGCUUUUUUUCAUAUUGUUGAUUUUCUUUUGAACGACGUUUAAUAAUCGAGUGCUAUCUAGUCAUUACGUUGUAUCGAAGAUAAAAUACCUUCGAGGAUUAUGUUUAAAAUAUAUAUUAAUUAUUAUUAUAUUUACAAUUAUUAUUAUUCAAAUUAUAUUGUUAUUUUUGUAUAGGAUUUACGUUAAAGUGUUGUACUUAAUAUAUUUAUUAAUUACUUAAACUAAUAGAGUGACAAACAAGUAGUUUCUAUAAAAGUAAGUUUUUUUUAGUUUGUAAUCAAUUUUUAAAUAGCGUCGUCGCUUUACGCACAGCUCCUUUUAUCGUUUUAAUUUAUUUUGUUUUGCUUAGAUAGGAUUGUUGUAAUUUUUUGGUGCAGUGUAUUUAUACAUGUAAUAAAGCUAUAUUUAUUUAAA